GUCCUUCUGUCCUUUUCCCCAAGCUCGGUGGUUAAGAUGGCGGCUGCGGGGGUUGAGGGGGCGAGUCCGUGACGGCCUGUCCGGAGAACGGCGGCGAGGAGGGGGAAGGAGGCAGAGCGGCUGUGGGAAGCGCCGGGUGCGGCUCCUAAAGCGGGGUAGGGGGCGGAAUGUGAGCAGGAGGAGGAGACGGAGGGCUCUGGCGGGGGCCCAGAACGGGAGGAGAGCGGGGAUGGGCCAGCAGGUGGGCCGCGUCGGCGAGCCGGGUGCCGCUGCGCUUCAACAUCAGCCGCCGCCGCCGCCGCCGCAACAGCAGCAGCAGCAGCAGCAGCAGCAGCUGCUGCCUCUUUCCCAGCCACAGUCUCAACCCAGAGGGCUUCGUGGGAGUAAUAGCAGCGGGAGUAGGCCUGCCAGCCGGAGGCGAGAAACGGCCGCUCCGCGAGCUGCCGACAGCGGCUUCAAUAUCUUCACCCAGCACGAGGCUCUCCACCGCCCUUUUGGUUGUGACACUGAACCACAGGCACUGAAUGAAGCCAUCAGGUGGAGUUCCAAGGAGAAUCUUCUAGGAGCCACUGAGAGUGACCCCAAUCUUUUUGUUGCACUUUAUGAUUUUGUAGCAAGUGGUGACAACACGCUCAGCAUCACCAAAGGUGAGAAGCUACGUGUAUUGGGUUACAAUCAGAAUGGUGAAUGGAGUGAAGUACGCUCCAAGAAUGGACAAGGAUGGGUGCCAAGUAACUACAUCACUCCAGUAAACAGCCUGGAGAAGCAUUCCUGGUAUCAUGGACCAGUAUCACGCAGUGCAGCUGAAUAUCUGUUGAGCAGCCUCAUUAAUGGCAGCUUCCUUGUUCGAGAAAGUGAGAGCAGUCCAGGACAGCUGUCAAUCUCACUCAGGUACGAGGGACGUGUUUACCACUACAGGAUCAAUACCACCACAGAUGGCAAGGUAUAUGUAACAGCUGAAAGUCGCUUUAACACAUUGGCAGAACUAGUUCACCAUCACUCAACGGUAGCUGAUGGCCUCGUAACAACUUUGCACUACCCAGCACCCAAAUGCAAUAAGCCCACAGUCUAUGGAGUGUCACCCAUCCAUGACAAAUGGGAGAUGGAAAGAACAGAUAUCACCAUGAAGCACAAACUUGGGGGAGGACAAUAUGGUGAAGUGUAUGUUGGGGUAUGGAAGAAAUAUAACCUUACAGUUGCAGUGAAAACACUCAAGGAAGAUACUAUGGAGGUAGAAGAGUUCUUGAAAGAAGCUUCUGUCAUGAAGGAAAUCAAGCAUCCAAAUCUAGUACAGUUAUUAGGUGUGUGCACCCUAGAACCCCCUUUUUAUAUAGUAACCGAAUAUAUGCCCUAUGGGAACCUGCUGGACUACCUACGAGAGUGCAAUCGGGAAGAAGUGACUGCUGUUGUCUUGCUGUAUAUGGCCACCCAAAUAUCUUCUGCCAUGGAGUACUUGGAGAAGAAGAAUUUUAUUCACAGGGAUCUAGCAGCUCGGAAUUGUUUGGUGGGAGAAAAUCACGUGGUGAAAGUAGCUGACUUUGGAUUAAGCAGACUGAUGACAGGAGACACAUAUACAGCUCAUGCUGGAGCAAAGUUUCCUAUCAAAUGGACAGCACCAGAAAGUCUGGCCUAUAACACAUUCUCAAUCAAAUCAGAUGUUUGGGCUUUUGGAGUAUUGCUGUGGGAGAUUGCCACUUAUGGAAUGUCCCCCUAUCCUGGCAUUGACCUUUCUCAAGUUUAUGAUCUGUUGGAGAAAGGUUACAGGAUGGAACAGCCUGAAGGUUGCCCACCAAAAGUCUAUGAACUCAUGAGAGCAUGCUGGAAAUGGAAUCCCCUAGAUAGACCUUCAUUUGCUGAAACUCACCAAGCUUUUGAAACCAUGUUUCAUGAUUCUAGCAUUUCUGAAGAAGUGGCAGAAGAACUUGGAAGGACCGCAUCUUCUUCUUCAAUAGUUCCAUAUUUGCCUCGAUUACCUAUACUUCCUUCCAAGACUAGAACCUUAAAAAAACAAACAGAAAACAAAGAGAAUAUUGAAGGAGCACAGGAGAUCAUAGAGCACUCUGCAUCAAGUUCUGCUCCAGGUUUUAUCAGAAGCACACAGCAGACCAGCGGAUCCCCAGCACUACCUCGUAAACAGAGAGACAAGUCACCUAGUGGCCUGUUAGAAGAUACUAGAGAAACUACCUUUACCAGAGACAGAAAAGGUGGUUUCUUUAGCUCGUUUAUGAAAAAGAAAAACGCCCCUACACCUCCCAAACGCAGCAGUUCCUUCCGUGAAAUGGAAAACCAGGCUCAUAAGAAGUAUGAAUUAACGGGUAAUUUUUCCGGAGUUGGUCCAUUGCAGCAUAUUGAUGGAUUUUCAUUUACUCCCUCCCAGCAAGAUGGAAAUCUUUGCUUAUCCAAGUGUUACAUUGGGAGCUUUGCACAGCGGAACUUCUAUGGGGAAGAUGGUGGUGGUGGCAGCAGCAGUGGGGGCACAAGCAUUGGAAGUGGUUGGUCAGGCCUCACAGGCUUCUUUACACCUCGCCUGAUUAAAAAGACAUUUGGUUUACGAGCUGGGAGGCCCACUGGAGGUGAUGAAGCUUCAAAACCUUUUCCUCGAUCAAACUCCACAUCUUCCAUGUCUGCAGGUCUUCCUGAGCAGGAGAGAAUGGCAAUGACUCUUCCCCGAAAUUGCCACAGGUCCAAAGUUCAACUGGAAAGGACAGUAUCCACUUCCUCCGAGCCCGAGGAGAACACAGACAAGUCCAAUGAUCUUCUCCCUAAAAGGUGUGAAGAUAUUCAUACGCUGACCAGAAGCCGACCAAAAACUAAACUGCUGCCGAGGGGUGCUACAGCUGUUCCUCUCAGGACUCCUUCUCUGGACACAUCUGUUUCAGAGAAGGAUUGUCAAGGGCCAACAGCAGCAGCAAGCCUGAAAAGCAAAGAAAAAAACAGUGGGAUACGACAAGGUUCAGUAGAAGGAGAAGAAAAACCAGGCUGGCCUUCUCCAGCCAAGGCUGCAGCAAUACUUCCAACCACUCAUAAUCACAAAGUGCCCGUUCUCAUCUCACCUACUUUAAAGCAUACACCAGCUGAGGUGCAGCUCAUUGGCACAGACUCUCAGGGGAAUCGGUUCAAGCUCUUAUCUGAGCAUCAGGGCACUGCUUCUAGUGACAGGGAUAGACCCAGACGGAUAAAACCAAAGUGUGCUCCACCUCCUCCUCCGCCUCCGCCACCACAAGGAGUCCUGAGGCUCCUUCAUCAGCCUCCAGGUACCUCAGAUACAGUAGAAGAGUUGGAUAAUGGAGCAUUGGUACAGCAUGGGCAAGAUAGUGAGGGCAGCAAAAAGGUAACAGUGGCACCUACUGGUGGAAAAGCUGGAAGGCCAAUAAUGCCUCCACCUCAAGUGCCUUUGCCAUUGUCUUCGUCACCUGCUAAAAUGGCAAAUGGCACAGCGGGAGCUAAAGUUGCUCUGAGAAAGACCAAACAGACAGCUGAGAGAAUCUCAGCAGACAAGAUCAGCAAAGAGGCGCUUUUGGAAUGUGCAGACCUCCUCUCCAGUGCCAUUGCAGAGCCUACCACAAAUAGCCAGCUGGUGGAUACUGGGCACCAACUAUUAGAUUACUGUUCAGGUUAUGUGGAUUGCAUCCCCCAAACGCGCAACAAAUUUGCCUUCCGGGAAGCCGUAAGCAAACUGGAACUUAGCCUGCAGGAACUGCAGGUGUCGUCGAUGGCUGCUAAUCUGCCUGGAGCAAAUCCUGUACUUAAUAACUUAUUGUCUUGUGUUCAAGAAAUCAGUGAUGUUGUUCAGAGGUAGCUACUGUCAAACCAUCUGCUUAGGAGGAAAAAAAAGUUCACAAAAUUGAGAGAAGAGUCAGAGUGACUUCUUCUAAUCAUUUUUUCCCUAUGUUAAUGUUUUGAAAGAAGAGACUGAUACUUGAGUAAGUUUUAUGUGAAGUACCUCAGAUCACUGAGCUCACAUGUUUACAGGUUCAUCUCAGUACAUGGGGCAGAUAAGAGGGAAGCAAAGUUUCACAGGGGUCAGAUGAUUGCAGCUGAGGCAGGAAAAAUAUUGAGAAUUUGCCUUGGUGAGAAAAUUGCAAAAAUAGAGCUUGUGCUCUUGUUCACUUCUGGGAGGAAGGAGAUUCCAUGAAGGUACCUUUGGUUUGAUAAGGUGCUUUAUUCUCUUUGAUGCUUUUCCAGUUGAUUAGAAUUACUGGACAAGAGAUGGGGUUCUUUUUCUGCACUACUCUGUAUUUUAACUUUCUGAGGUCAUAUCAGAAAGGCUUAGAGGUGCCAUUGGAAGUCAACUAGAUCUUUCCAAGAAAGAGAGGAUAAUUUUGAGAGAAAGUCUUUUAUAUUUAAAAAAAAAGAUUGGCACUGUAGGAAGUGCAUGUACUAGCCUGUCUGGUAGACCUUCUGCAGUGCAAUUGGUUGCUGUAAUCAUAGAUGCAAAAAGGGAAAACAAAAGAGCUGGAAUAUGAAAUGCAUCCCCCUUUAUCAUCCCCAUAUCAUAUUAAUCACUCACACGUUCACUCUUUCACAGCAUCUUGAAUGACAAUUUAAGCAGACUUGCCACUGGAUUUCACACAAUCACACCUUAGACUCAAACUGCGGUCAUCACCAUGUGGGUAGCAUAGCAUGGUUAGCUAACCAAUGGCAAUCACUUGAGUUCUUUGGAGGAUAGCAUGCCCAAGAAACUUAAUUUAUCUCUGACGUUGAACUUUGGUACAGUUGUGGCUUUGCUAUACCUUGAGGAGCUCUUUUGAAUUAAAAACACUGCAGAAUGCUGCUAGUGUUCUCUACAUUCCUAUUUUAAUUGUGCUUACCUUAAUGUCAUUUCUUUUUGAGAAAACUAGAGACCUGAGGCCUUCAUAUUUUCUAGUAGAACUAUAAAUUUGCUCUUGGAAUACCAGUUCAGGUGUAUUGCUGAUAUGGAUUCUUUGUUUAGAUUUUUGCUUUAUUUAUAGUUUCAAGACACUGCCUGCACAUGGAUUCAUUAUAAGUGAUUAGUCUAUAAACAUGCUGCCAUCUCCCUUCAAGUAGUCCAGUUGCAAAACUCAUUCAUCUUCUAAAGUCAGCUUGCUACGGGACCACUAAUUUUAAAGAUCCACUGAUGUUAAGUAAAUGAUACUGGGUUUUUUCUGUGAUUAAUGUGACUUUAAACUAGCAUUUGCACCACACAUUUGCUUCUGAAAGAUAGAGAAAUCAGGCUAUAUGCUUCCAUGAGGCCUCUUUUUUUGUUUAUCCCAGAUCCCCUGAACUCAUUCUGUUUAUUGAAAUUCAGCAACAAACUGUGGAAAAAUGGAGCUGUGGUUUCCCAUUAAUUUUUUUGUCAAGAAACAAAACAAGGAAGAUAUUUGAUAUUUGAAAGGCUUAAUAGAAAGAAAUCAUGGAGUCCCUGUUUGAAAUGUCUUGGGAAUCCUGAUUCACCCCACCCCACCCCACAUAACAUGGUGAUACCAUUUUGUUCUCUGGAGCUGUUGGCUACCAAUAAUUAGAUAUGGUAUGGUCUCAGUCACAAGUGGGUUCAUUUCAGCCUUAAACCAUACAUAAAUGGAAGGUUUUUUAGCCUUACUGUCUGGAGAAGGAGAUUAAAAGCACAUUCAUACUAGCCAGAAUCCUGCCAUUAAGUUUUCCACAAAUUACACUGAACAAGCAGUAUUAUUAGAGGAGGGAAAACUCACAGAAUGAAAGCACAUUUGGGUUCCAUUUCUGAUUCAGAACAAUAAGGUCUACACAUAGUGGAGAAUAAGCAGGUUCCACAAUGCUUCAGAUCCAAAGGGGGAAAUGCUAAAGAGCAUCCAGAGCUACUCACAUAGUAUUUGUUUUCAGUUUGUCUUUUUUUCUUAGGAUUAUGCGAUAGCUAACACGCCAGCAUGCAGAGGUUUUAAGUAGUUUUCAAUGGGUUCUAUGGGAGUGUUUCCCCUAUCUGGAAUCAUUAUUCCCAUUUUGAAUCCAAACUAUUGCACAGCCUUAGAGAACAGUACAUGCUGCAGAUGUCCAGUGCACAAUUUCUUCCAUUUCUGAGCAAGAAAAAAAUGGAUAUCUAUACAUGUGUCUACAAUAAUCGCAUUGACAUAAGGGGAUACCCAUUCUCAUCAUGCAGACAAUUUUUUUUCUUGAUGGCUUUUGGAAUUGGCUUCUGGUGCCCAUUGUGUCUUCAGUUACUGUUCUGCUUUCCUGAGAGAAUUCUGAAUUUGAGUUAUUCGUAUACUAUUUACAUGUUGGACAAUGGUUUAUAUAGUAUGUUUACGUUCACCAUAUGCUGCUCUUAAUACAAAAUCUGUUUUAAAAAUGCAAGGGCCUGCAACUUUAUAUUUGCCUGGGAUCUUAGAUCUGGGAUCUAAAAAUCUUUCCCUCACAGAGUUCUAAUUCUGUUGUCACUGAAAUUACUGUUCCAAAAUAAAUUGACUUUGUUCUGGUAAGUAACAAGUAGCUUGAGGUGGGGAAAAUGUACUUCUCUGAUAUUUCACAUGUACACACACACACACACACACACACACACACACACACACACACCCCUACCUUCCAGGUAUAUACUGCAGUUCAUGUCUGCAGACUUCUUUUGCACCAGACUGUUAAAAUCAUCCAGUUUGUCAUAGAAUUGUAGAUUAUAUCAUUGACAUAGUUUAUUUAGACCAUUGAGUCCAAUCCCUGACAAAUGUUUGCUCAGAUUAUACUAGAUUUCCAGUGAAUGGAAACUCUACUAUUUCACAAAAACUGAUUUGACUGUUGAACUGGUCCUCCUAUUUGAAAAUUAUUCUAACAUUCAGCAGGAAUACGGCUUGCUGAAAAUUAAGACCAUUUUUCUGUGCCCUGGUAUUUAUUCCCUUCUGAGACGUCUUUUGUCAAGACUAAGAUUGACCGGUUUCUCAAUCUCUCGUGUUGCACUUGAUUUCCAGUCCCUGAUCAUCUUUGUUGCUUCUCUUUCUACUUGUUAUAGUCAUCUAUAUUUUUCUUAUAUUCCUCUGAGGGAAAUGGGUGAUUAAGAAGUGUGAUAUAAAAUAAAUAAAAUGCUAAGUACUGGAGUGGACAUAAUACUUAAGUGGUUCUGACCAGUUCAGAACAGAAUGGAACAAUUACUUCCUGUGAUUUGGAAAAUCACAAGAGCACAAGAAGGAAUAUAUAAAACACCUUACUUUUGCUUUUCUUCAUAACAGGUCUGUGAGAAAAAGCUCUACUAUCUUUUUUCUCCUUUGUUUACUGUUCUGUUAGGGUUUCCUUGGUACAUUUUCUCGUUAGCUUUUCGGGCAGUUAGUUCUACCUGCCACUGCACCUUUCUUAGUAUCUUAUUUUCAUCAAUUAGAAGCAUUAAUCUAAAUUCAUUUAGGGCCAAAUUUCACAUACCUUUUAAUUUUUUUAAUUGGUCAUGUUUAAGUAUUGAAAGUUUAAAACAUUGCAUGUUGCAUAUUGAUUUUUAUGGCGAACCUUUUAGUGAUUGUGUGGAUACAAAGUUGUCAUUGAAUCUGUACACAAUACAAUAUAUGCUAAUGGAAAAAUGAAAAGAAUCACUUUUGCUUCUUAAGCCAGACUGCAUCAGGCUAUACAUUGUUCACCAAGUGAAAAAAAAUUCAAUAUAUCAAUUAAUUUCUGAAAUUUGAAAUAAUUGACAAUGGCUUGGGAGGAAAGCUAAGAAAGCUGAAACAGAUUCUGUGCAUUAGUUCAGAAAACUUGAAUUUUUGGUAUAAUGGUGAACAUUUCCAAAAUUUGGGAGAGUGAAUAGAAGAAAUCACCCCCUAAAGAUUCCAAAGACAUUUUCACCUGUUUCAAUCAAUCAGAAUAGAGCUGGAAGAGACUUUGGAGGUGGUCUAAUCCAAACCCCUACUCAAGCAGGAGACCCUAUGCCAUUUCAGACAAAUGGCUCCAGUCCAGUCUUCUUAAAGCCCUCCAGUGAUGAAGCGGCCACAACUUCUGAAGGCAAGCUGUUCCACUGGUUAAUUGUUCUCAAUGUUAGAAAGUUUUUCCUUAAUUCCAGGUUGCUUCUCUCUUUAAUUAGUUUCCAGCCAUUGUCUUGCCUUGCUUCCUUCAAGUUAUUAGCAUUUCAUGUCAAAUGAACAUGCUUGGUCCUUGAGUAGUUUGAGAAUUCCCACUCGGGUUUUCUCCCUAGUUUUAUGUACUUCUCAAACUUUUAUUUUCUUCUGAUGACUGGGUGCUGCCUUAGAUAAGCAAAUGACACUGAAGAUUAAAGUUGAUACUAAUAUGUAUAAUAAUUAAGAGAAACAUUGACAGUUGUACUUCUCUGUUAUAUUAUUACCCAUUCCAGCAUUUUGUAGAUCAGGCAUCCUUCCAAAAUUAUGCAUACAAAGUCUCGUGUGUUUGUGGAUUUAUAAUGCAAAACUCACUUUGUACUUGAAAUUAAUUCACUUCUCAGUUUUUUGCAGUUUCAUUGAAUGUGUGAAGUAAAAUUUAAUAUCUAGCUAAAUCCAAACAACUAAAUUAGCUAUUUUCCUCAUCUUUAGAUAGAAUGUUGUGUUAACAUAUGGGUCAUAUGUUCUCAUGCAGAAAGUGUGGUCCUCCUUAACUAGAAUUGUCACCAAAGACAAAUUUCUUGUGUGUCCAAUCACACUUGGCCAAUAAAUAAUUCUAUCUAUCUUCCUGAUCCCUGACCAUAGGGCUGAUGAAAUUUAGAAUCCCAAUAACAUCUGAAGGAUUAAGUACCAGAAUACUUGCACCUGAAGGCAAGGCAAGAAACAAUGGAUGGAAACUAAUCAAGGAAAGAAGCAACCUGGAAUUGAGAAACUUCCUAACAGUGAGAACAAUUAACCAAUGGAACAGCUUGCCUUCAGAAGUUAAGAGAUUGGACAGCUACUUGUCUCAAAUUGCAUAGUGUCUCCUGCUUGAGCAGGGUGUUGGACUAGAAGACCUCCAAUUUCCCUUCCUGUUCUAUUCUGAUUUAUUGAAAUAUUUCCAGUCUUCCACUAUAUGAAGGUUUAACAAUAAAUUAUUGACAAUCAACACUCUACAGUCAAGAAAUUUGGUAACAUCUUUAUUCAAAAAUAUAAGAAAUCAAGAAUGAAAUUUACUCCAUUUAAACAGGAAGCUAAUUAUAACAAAAUGGUUAUGAUUGUGCAAGUUUUAUUUCUUUUUCCAUUUCAAUUGUUAUAUAGUUUAAGUCCACAUUUGCUAAAUAUGAAAGUUUAACCAGAGGUGAUCAAGUUCCAACUCGAGGCAGAUUUCUCUUAAUAUUUUCUGUGAUCUUUUCUGAUGCUUCUCAAUCACCUUUGACUGUUUUUAGCUUCUCAUCCCAGUUUAGAUGGUGGCAUAAUAAGAAGCAGAAUCCUGGCAUUAUUUUGCAUAUUAAAUAUAGAGACAGUUCACAUUCCACUCUCUGUAAUAAGAGCAAAAUAGCUUUUGAAAGUCACUAUAUUUGGAAAUGCAGUCAAUCCCCCCCCGCCCCCCAAGGAAUCAUUAGGGGACUGUGAAUAAUAUCUGCUAGGCAUUGAAAGCUUUAAAGCCAUUGUCCCAAACUGGUACCUUCAUGAUAGUUUAAUUUCAACUCUUAUACAGUACAUUUUAGCAUAAUCCAACAAAAAUUUGGAUGUUAUUUGAAUGAAGGCUGCUUGAGAUUGUACUGUACUGAAACGUUGGAUAUGCAGAGAAUUUUUUCUGGUUAUACAUGAGUUUCAGAUUACCAUUUUGAUCUUUCUUGAUAACAGUAGGAAGAUGUUAUCUUUUGCUCAAGUAAUUGCUUUUCAGGCAAUAAUGCUUAAACCUUGCCUUUAUUAUUUUGUUGUUAUAAAAUUUGUGCUUCAUGUCUUUUAUUGGUUACCUUGCUACAGUGAAGAUAUGAGGGGCAGAACUGUACUAUUAUGUAUGCUGUUCUUGAAGCUGAGUGGUUCAGAAAUGAAUUCACUGUAAAUCUAAGGUGUAGUUCUUUUUCUUCUGGCUAAACAUAACAGGAAUGCAUUCUGUUCAUUUGCACCUUUGGUAGAAGUUUCUACAGUCAAUUUGUGGAAAAGGGAUGACGUUAAUAGUUAACGGAAUCUUACGAGAGAACUCUGGUUUUAGUUGGUGGAAUAGUUUGUGUUCUAUACAUAGAUUGGUUCCUUACUGAAUUCAAAAUGUUCCCAGAUUGCCUUGGAACUGUAAGAAGCAAAUCAGUCCUCUUGCAUAAUGUGAAAUAGCCUUUUUAUAUUACAUACAAUUCAUUCAAAAAUAAUAUUGCUGUGCUCCUAAUGGCAGAAAUUCUAGAGCAGUGUACUAUCAUACUUUUUAUAAUUAAUUUUUUAAAUAGUUGUAGCACUGAAAAUUGAUUGGCAAACUCCAGUUAGUUCAAAAUAUAGUACAAAAUGUAUACAAAAAUAUCAGGCUUCUCCAGUAAAAUCGUCUCAAAAUAAAAUCCAUGGGAGGCCUUAGGCAGACAGGAACUUCCUGAGCCCAUGGAUUUGCAAAAUAGUGAAAUAUUAUCUUUCCAUUAAGGCAGGGAUAUUAUGUGCUCAAAAAAUAGUUCUAAUUUUUGGAUAACUAAGGGCUCCAGUGAAGGAAUGAUGUUGCAAGAACAAUUUGCAAGCUGUUAGAGGUAGAAUUACUAAGGUAAUUGUGUCAUGCAGGGUUUUUUUAAAAAAAUAUAAACCUACAGAUUUUUAUUGUUUGAUUUUCUCAUUGCUGCUCUGUUUUUUUAGUGAUUUGCUGCUGAAAUUUCACAGGACAGUUUUUAGGGGGUCAAUGAUCAAGAGGAUUGUAGGCUAUCAAUAGCUCUGCAUUGAAAAUUAGCGUUUUCAGUAACAUUUUCCUUGAUUCUCUGGUCUUAAAGCAGGAUAAAGCAUUCAUUCUCUAAGGAAGUUGUUCUGCUUAAUAGUAUAUUAUGACACCAUGUGAGUAGCCUGAGAUGUGAAGUCUAAGUUUUCUAUUUUCUGAAGUAUAUCAUCAAAACACUAAAUAUGGAAAACACUAAAAACAGGUUAUUGUUUGGUCAUUGUCUUUGAAGCUGGCUAAAUAAUGCCUUCAAAUCCUCCUUCAAUUUUUUUUUUUUUUUGUCAAAAACAAGGGAAAACUUUCGUUGUUCAUCUUGUGAAAAAAAAAUUGCUAAAUUUGUAUUUCAUACAUGCUUUAAAAUUAAAUAUUAAAGCUUGUCCAAUCUUUGUA
Molecule: messenger RNA, 11070 nt
Organism: Pantherophis guttatus
Lineage: Eukaryota; Metazoa; Chordata; Lepidosauria; Squamata; Colubridae
Gene: ABL2
Product: ABL proto-oncogene 2, non-receptor tyrosine kinase
Biological process (GO): protein phosphorylation
Molecular function (GO): non-membrane spanning protein tyrosine kinase activity; protein binding; ATP binding
Source: RefSeq, a predicted model, not a curated record